Nerophis lumbriciformis (worm pipefish) is the source of this 1626-nucleotide messenger RNA. RefSeq names its product claudin domain containing 1b (gene cldnd1b). The record is from RefSeq and is a predicted model, not a curated record. NCBI's taxonomy places the organism in Eukaryota, Metazoa, Chordata, Actinopteri, Syngnathiformes, Syngnathidae. Gene Ontology annotation, cellular component: membrane.
CUGUCACACUGGUUUCAAUUCCAACAGACGAAGAAGAAGUCUAACCAGCGUCGAAGAAGAAGAACCGAAGGCCUGGCUUGUAUAUACAUUUUUUUUUACAGUUUCGCGAUAGAAACUGCUCUUUCUUCAGUAAUGAGGGAGCAGUUCCACCGAAUCGACACGGAUUCCUAGUGAGCCGACUCCACCGAUACCAUGGUCGAUAACCGAUAUGCUACAGCUCUGGUCAUCGGCUCCGUGCUGAGUUUGCUGGCGGCCGUUUACCUCUCCGUAGCCGUGGGGACCCAGCACUGGUUCCAGUACAGUAGCCCGGCAGGCGGACAUGGCGACACCAACGCCUCCGUGCUGAGGAAGGACUUCAUCGACGGAGAGUUUGAUGAGAAGACCUCCAGCGAGACCUUGUACCGCCUCAAUGGCACCCUGGGGCUGUGGUGGAGGUGCAUCCUGGUGCCCGGACGGACCCACUGGUACAAGGAACCAGAUCCCCAGUUAAGGUUGCAGUGUGUGAGCUUCACUCUUCCUCAGCAGUUUUUGCCAAAGUACAAACAUCCUGGAAACCACAACAGUGACGAGGAUCUACUUAGGACAUAUUUGUGGAGGUGUCAGUUUCUCCUGCCUCUGGUGUCGCUGGCCUUGGUGUUCCUCAGCGGCCUUGUUGGCGUCUGCGCUUGCCUGUGCCGCAGCUUUACGCCCACCGUGGGUGUAGGAGUGCUGCAUCUGCUUGCAGCUCUGUGCACUCUUGGUUGCGUCUGCUGCUUCCGGGCCGGCAUGGAUCUUCUCCACCAGUACGCCACGCCCCCCGAGGGGGUGGAGUCCUCCAUGGGCUGGUCCCUCUACCUCGCCCUCAUCUCCUUCCCUCUGCAGAUGAUGGCGGCCGCUUUGUUCCUCUGGGCGGCUCGCAGCCACCGCAAGAACUACACCCGCAUGGUCGCUUACCGGGUGGCCUAAAAGGGAGAAAAGUCAUUAAAAAAACAAAACAAAAAAAACAAUUCCAUGCUGUCUCAGGACAUCUGAAGGCAGGACAAGUCCAUUUGUAGCCAAUCAUAAAUGCUGUUAAUGGCAGUUAUGCAACAUCCAUAUUGCUUCUUUGCAGUCUUACUUCCUAUAGUGCAUGCUUAAUAAUGUUGAAUUAUUUAUUAAUCCUGGGGUUGCUGUGAAUGUUGCCUUCUUUUUGGUUGCCAUCGUUUAUCUCCCCUUGCUCUUGACUUUACUAAGACUUUCGAGUUGCACCCCCCCAAGUGUUGCUUUUGUCAAAGCGUCAUGAAUAUGUACAACAUGGGUUUGUGCAUGCUUAAAGGAGAUACUUAUACUGUAAAUCCAACCUGUGGUUAAUUGUAACCACUCAAAACCCUGCAUUUAAAAUACCUAUUGUAUCUAAUCGCAGUGAUUAAAACAAGAAAAAAAAUGGCUUCCGCAUGAUACUGCGACAAAUUGCUUUUUUGUAAAACCACUUGUUAAAGAGGCUGACAUUUUGUGGAGUGAAAAAAACAAUUUAUAUGAGAAUGUACUGUAAAUUCUAAAAUAAGAAUUUGUUUUCAAUGUCCAUGUUUUGUUACGCGUACACUCUGUUUUUUAGGUUAUUCACCAGCACACUUUUUUCUGUAAAAAAUAAAUUGGACUUUUGCUGAA